UAUUUCAUUGAAAUUCUAUUCAUUUUGACCAUUAUACAAUAGAUAUGACAGAAAGUUGAAACAAUCCUAGACUCUUCUGAUCAUUAUGCAGCUGAUACGGUAAAAUCCUGCAAUAUUUCUUUACUUGCAUCUAGAAACAGAAAGGUGCAUCCAAACAGGCAAUAAAGUUAAAAGCCUCACCAGUUUUAUUAUACCCUACCACAUUAUUUAUAGUUAUGAUUACUUUAGAUUAAUGUCAAACCCUAAUCCUAUUUAAGAAGGUAGGGUAUGUCAGAGAGGUAAUCUUAGCAUGAGCAUAUACCUAUCCCUAAACUAGGAAAUGCUAACCCACUAUUGAGGGAACUGCACUCUAACAAAAAAUGAUACAUCAGUAUCUCCUACCAUGAUUGUGUGCAAACCCGAUGGCAAAAUCUUGUAGCCUGUUUUAUCCGCAAUUGCUAAGCUUUUACAAGCAUUAAAUGCAAACUUGACCUUCUUCUCCCCUCCUGCUGGAACAAAUACCCUUUCAAAUCCAAUUACUUGCAUGGCAUGAGUCCCAAUAAUUCCUUUUGGUGGCUUUGAGUAAACAAUGACGGCUUCACUUCCAUCUGCUUUCUACAUUCUUAAUUGUGGCCUCAAAUCCAAAUUCAUGUUCACAACUUAAAUCAUCAACCAAACCGGCAGGGCAAUGUGGCUUGUCAUCUUCAUUUUCAUAAUUCAGGCUGUUGCAGUGGUGGUACUUGUUCAAUUUUAUUUUAAUUGAAGUCUUCAAAGGUGUUAUAUUCAAUUUGUGGUAAUCUUCCACCAGACAAGAGAAAUUCAAACUAUAAAUAUUCAAUUUGUGGUAGAUAUUUGUUUGCUGGUAACAUCCUAAAACUUGGGCGAUCUUCAUAUGGAGGUAGUCUACUUGUGUGGUAAAGGCUGCUAAUUUUGGACAUUUUGAUCAUUUCCCACUUGGUUUUACUAAAUUUUAUCGCAAAUUUGUUUUGAAUAAUUGGUCAAAUUUAAAUAAUAGCAUUGGAGAGCAAAAUCAGUUGAGAAUUUUCAGGCGAUUCACUCCUAUCCCCUACACUAUGGCUCCGAUUUCAAAUUCUGUCCUCACACACAAACUUGCUUUCUUUUAAAAACCAAGGACGUCUUGCUUAAAACUCAAUCAUUCAAAGCCUAAACUUAAAACUCAAAACCAUGUCUGACGAAGAACAGGAAAAGGCCGAGCAUGAGCGCAUCUUCAAGCGCUUCGAUUUGAAUGGCGAUGGAAAAAUUUCUGCGGCGGAGCUCGGCGACUGCUUGAAGACCCUCGGCUCCGUCACUCCCGAUGAGAUCAAGCGGAUGAUGGCGGAGAUUGAUACUGACGGUGAUGGGUUCAUUUCACACCAGGAGUUCACAGAUUUUGCCAUGGCCAAUCGUGGCCUAAUGAAGGAUGUUGCGAAGAUCUUUUGAUGUCACCAGUAGUUCAAUUUUAACUACUUGUCGUUUAAAUUUUUCUAUGUUUCAGUUUUUAUAUUUACUAGCUUUCUUAAACGUAUGUUGUA
This is a messenger RNA of Manihot esculenta (cassava), 1511 nucleotides long. Its product is annotated as polcalcin Bet v 4. The record is from RefSeq and is a predicted model, not a curated record. The coding region runs from base 1165 to 1419 and encodes 84 amino acids. The transcript has a single exon. Lineage: Eukaryota; Viridiplantae; Streptophyta; Magnoliopsida; Malpighiales; Euphorbiaceae. Gene Ontology annotation, molecular function: calcium ion binding.